UUAAACGUUCAACAUACUGGGAUCAACAUAAAAGAUUGGGUGCUGGAGGUUCUUCAGGAUUGGGAAAUCGACAUUAAAAAGGUCCUUUGUUUCACAGUAGAUAAUGGCGCAAAUAUUCGUUUAGCCGCUGACCUUUUAGAGGUCCUUGUUGUGCGCUGCCUUGGCCAUACAAUUCAAAAUGGGGUUAACGAAAUUGAAAAAUUACCAGAAAUAAUUGAACUCAAGAAAAGAACUCACGCCAUUCAACAUUUAUUUUCGACAUCGAAAGUCAAAAAUAGAUACCUUUCUUUUAUACAGGAUAUUCACCAGAAAAAGCCAAGAAGUUUACCAGGGCUCACUCCUACUCGGUGGUGGAGUGAAUUACCGCUUGAUAAGGUUCUCAUUAAAGAUGUUAAUUAUCAUAGAGAGUUUUUAGCUCACUACGAAAAUGGAACCUAUAUGCACUUAUUAUUGAAUGAAGGACAAAUGAAUUUGUUGAAAACCUAUUCAGCAACAUUAGAUCCAUUAGAAGAACUAACUUCUGCAAUGUCUGGUGAAAAUUAUGUUACAGCAAGUGCUAUACUUCCAGUCGUGUAUUUGAUUGAGAAAACAAUUGUAGAUGCACAAACGCAAAACAGGGAAUCUACAACGAAUGGUGGUAACAUCACUGCGUCGGCAGAAGAUUCUGAACAGGAUACAUAAUUUUUAAAGCUCAUAAUGGGGAAAUUGUAUAAAAGAUAUUGCCCUGAUUCACUUGGCUUCGGUGAACUGGGUCUUACAGUUCGACAAACGCAAGUUGAUAGACAAAGCGGAAAAAAUUGUCACGAUCUGCUUGUCAAAGUCUCGUUUUUGGAUCCACGAUUCAAAAAUGAUUUAAAAGAGGAGGACAGUAUCUCUGCUAAAUCUCAACUCACUCUAGAGCUUGACCAUGAAUUACCUGCUCGAUUGGCAUCUGACCAAUCUCCGCCAUCAAAAAAGCAAAAGGCAGGACUAUAGCUUCCGUCUUCGCAAAAUUGUCAGGAAAUCGAGAGUCGACGACGAAUGAGACAGUGGACCAGAAGUUUCAGAAAGAACUGAACAGCUAGUCGUUCUAAUGUGGAAAAAAAGAAAGAGUCUACUCGUUUAAAAUUUGCUUAUAAGAGAUUGCUUAGUUUUGCAUCUGAUGUAGGAACUUAAAAAAAACAAUCAAAGAGAAUCCGUGAAAAGAAUAAACCAAAACAGAAAGCGAAGAAUUUGGAGAAGAAAAAAACCGAUUUACUUUAAAAAGAAGCUCAACAUCAACAAAAUGAAAAUAUAUUGAGUAAACAUACGAGGAUGUUGGAGAAUCGCAAGAAACUUGAUGAUUUACUUUCUGACUGGUCCGACUCAGAUUCAAAUGAAUCAAGUGAUCUUUCGUCUGAGCAGAAUAAAGGCGUUGAACUUAAUUCUGAACUGAACAAUUCUCUAGAUGAAAAUAGAAGAAAAGAAACCCCCAGAGUUCUUUCACCGUUUCAACAACAACUUGUACCUUCAUUAUCGGAAGAUAAUGAAGGUUGUUCUUUAAGACAACAAGAAAAUCCGAAAUUGCAAAACAAAAGACCAAAACUGACAACCAAGAGAAUGCUCGAUUUUUCUGAAAAAGUUGUUGAACAAGAAAAUGACUAUUCGAAAAUGGAAAGAAAUGGAACAUCUGAUACUGUUUUACUGGACGCAGAUGAAGAUACAAUACGUUUACCGUCGCCGCCAGAAUCUUAAGGUUAAUAAAUUAUUAAUUAACUAAUUAAAAUAUAUAAAGUUUCAUUACGUAUGAUAUUUAGAAAGAAGAAGAGAAGAAAAUGAGGGAGGGGGAAAUUCAACAUUUCGAAGGCAGUUUACACCUGCAGGACCUGACAAUUCAAGACAUGUGUACACUUUUCACAGAGAGAAUCACAACACUUAUAAUCACUAUUUGCAAAAUAUUAAUCGACCUGAAGAUUGGGUAUGUCUGCUGUACAAAGUUAAAACCUAGUAACCAGUUACUAGGUUUUUAAUUUAGACAGCAGAUGUGUAUAUUAUAUUUUGUGUUCAAAUUUUUUAGAGUCAAUCUAUAAUAGAGGCAUUUCAUUUCAAAUCAUUCCAACGACAAAAAACAAUCGCAAGAAGAGCGAUUUUCUAAUAAAUUUAAUUAUUUAAAAAUUUAAUUAUUUUGAACAUAUUAUACACUGAAUCGAAAGAGAAUUUCAUGAACUUUCUAGUGCUAUUUUAAUUUUUUAACUUUUUCUCAAUUUCGUAGAGAAAUUCCUGUUUGAAAGUUGAAAUUCUUAAUAUCUCAAAACAUCCCCCCGUCGAUUUUUAUCAAAAUUAUAUGAAAAUAAAGCUUAACUUUUCUAGUUUCCAAUAUAUUAUGGACAUUUAAUGGGAUUAAUAGAAAAAAAA
Messenger RNA from Leptopilina heterotoma, 2373 nucleotides. RefSeq lists its product as uncharacterized. The record is from RefSeq and is a predicted model, not a curated record. Lineage: Eukaryota; Metazoa; Arthropoda; Insecta; Hymenoptera; Figitidae. The coding region runs from base 1294 to 1713 and encodes 139 amino acids. The transcript is spliced from 7 exons.